AUGAGCGAUCAGGAGAACAAGCCCGAGGCCGUCGACGUCCCAAUGGCGGAUACCGAGGUCAAGGCUGACAGCGCCGACGUCACUGUCGAGGCCACUGAGGCCCCUGCCACCGAAGAGAAGCCUGCCGAGACUCAGCCUACAGAGGUCAAGGAGGACGCCAAGACUGAGAAGACAGAUGGUGCCAUCAAGAACCCUCCCUUGAACAUGCUCAAGGUCAAGCGUCCCGAAAAGGUCGAGAAGGGCAAGAGCCACAGCAAGUUUGAUGUCUCUGACCUGCCCGAGACAUCUGACCCCGACUUGAUUCGUCGCCAGGUCCAAUUCUACUUCAGUGAUAGCAACCUCCCCACCGACAAGUUCCUUAGCGGCCUCACUGGCCUUGCUGAGAACAAGCCCGUCCCACUCAAAACCAUCACCUCUUUCAAGCGUAUGCGCAGAUUCCAGCCCUACUCCGCCGUUAUCGCCGCUCUGAAGGACAGCAAGGAGCUCGAGAUUGAGGGCGCAGAGGGUGAAGAGACCAUUCGACGAAAGAAGGCUUUCGAUCCCACCAGACGCGCCAAGAUUGAUGAGCGCAGCGUAUACGUCAAGGGCUUUGGCGAGGAGACCCAGUCCACUCAGUUCGAUAUUGAGGCAUUCUUUGCUCAGUACGGCCAGACCAACUCUGUUCGUCUCCGACGAGGAGACGACCAGGGCUUCAAGGGCUCCGUCUUUGUCGAAUUUGCUGACCAAGAGACCGCCGACAAGUUCCUGGCUCUUGAUCCCAAGCCCAAGUGGAAGGAACACGACCUGCUGAUUAUGCCAAAGCUGGAGUAUGUGAAGCAAAAGAACGAAGAAAUUAGAGACGGUAAGCGUGAGCUCUCAGACUCUAGGCACCGCGGUCGUGGUAACUUCAAGGGCGGUCGGGGCGGCUCGGACAACUGGAAGGACCGCCGUGACCGCGACCAGAGAAACGGCCAUCGUGACCAGCGCGGAGGCCGGGGUCGUGGACGGGGUAACCGGGGCCGUGGCAGAGACCACGGUGGUUCGCGCCGGGAUCAGGAGGACAAGCCCAAGGCCCCAACUGGCGACGGCAGGCCCAAGAUCCACACUAGCGAGGACAAGCCUGCAGAUGCCAGCGCAGGCGAGAAGCGUCCUCGUCAGGAUGACGGUGCCGAAGCUCCUCCAGCUAAGAAGGUGGAUACCAAGGAGCCUGCUCCUGCUGAGAGCUCGUAG
Messenger RNA from Pestalotiopsis fici W106-1, 1209 nucleotides. RefSeq lists its product as uncharacterized. Lineage: Eukaryota; Fungi; Ascomycota; Sordariomycetes; Amphisphaeriales; Sporocadaceae. Gene Ontology annotation, biological process: RNA processing. Gene Ontology annotation, cellular component: nucleus. The record is from RefSeq and is a predicted model, not a curated record. Gene Ontology annotation, molecular function: mRNA binding. The transcript is spliced from 2 exons. The coding region runs from base 1 to 1209 and encodes 402 amino acids.